Molecule: messenger RNA, 486 nt
Organism: Acanthoscelides obtectus
Lineage: Eukaryota; Metazoa; Arthropoda; Insecta; Coleoptera; Chrysomelidae
Source: the annotation of a GenBank genome assembly
GCAAAAACUGAAGCGAAUUCCAGAGCACACAUCUUCAAUAUUCAACAAAAAUUAUUCUGCUGUUUAUUGGUGCCGCCAAUCUAUGUUUUCAAAAUUACUGCUCCAUGAUUUGAGAGAUCCAACGUAUUGGCGACACAUAGCUGUUGGUGGAGUUAUCCCACACGUUUUGGUGAUUUGGAACUUUAGGCUUGGAGGCGCAGUUCGAUAUAACCGGAAGUUUCAUAAAAUUAAAAUACUUCACCCGAAAGGAGGACAACAGAGAACCAGUUUUCGCAAGCCGUAAAAGUCUAUUACAGUCGUUUCUCAUAUGCAUAUCGACUCAGUUCGAGGUGAAGGAUCCUGUAUUAUAUGGAAUGUGUUACAGCACCACUUUCUUCACUAUAAACGAGAAUUAGGAACUGCUUGACUAUCCUUCCUAUUCCUGACGCCAGCCUAGAUGAGCAUUGCGUAAGAGCUAUGAUAGAAAAGACUAACCAUAUUGACCAG